Molecule: messenger RNA, 930 nt
Organism: Myodes glareolus (Bank vole)
Lineage: Eukaryota; Metazoa; Chordata; Mammalia; Rodentia; Cricetidae
Product: olfactory receptor 5B3-like
Biological process (GO): G protein-coupled receptor signaling pathway
Cellular component (GO): membrane
Molecular function (GO): olfactory receptor activity; G protein-coupled receptor activity
Source: RefSeq, a predicted model, not a curated record
AUGACACUGAUGCAGAAUAGCACAGAAGUGACACACUUUCUCCUGCUGGGACUCACCGAUGAACCAGAGCUACAGAUUCCCCUUUUCAUCACCUUCUUCCUCAUCUACGCCAUCACUCUUGUGGGCAACCUGGGAAUGAUCCUCCUGAUUGUCCUGGACUCUCGACUCCACACUCCUAUGUACUUUUUCUUAGGCAAUCUCUCCUUUGUUGAUUUUUGUUACUCUUCAGCUGUCACACCCACAGUCAUGACUGGGCUCCUUGUAGGAGACAAAGUCAUUUCCUACAAUGACUGUGCUGCUCAAAUGUUCUUUUUUGUAGCCUUUGCUACUGUUGAGAAUUACCUGCUGGCCUCAAUGGCCUAUGAUCGUUAUGCAGCGGUGUGUAAGCCACUAUACUAUGCUACCACUAUGACUACAAGUGUGUAUGUUUGUCUUUCUAUAGGUUCAUAUUUCUGUGGUUUUCUGAAUGCCUCCAUCCAUAUUGGGGACACUUUCAGCCUUUCUUUCUGUGGGGCCUAUGUGGUUCAUCUUUUUUGUGAUAUUCCAGCAGUUAUGAUUCUCUCUUGUUCUGACAGAUAUGUGAGUGAGCUGGUUCUUGUUUAUGUUGUGAGCUUCAAUAUCUUUUUUGCUCUCUUGGUUAUUUGGAUAUCCUACAUAUUCAUUUUCAUCACUAUCAUGAAGAUGCAGUCAAGUGCUGGAUAUCGAAAGGCUGUAUCUACCUGUGCCUCACACUUCACUGCUGUGUCUAUUUUCUAUGGGACAAUCAUAUUCAUGUACCUGCAGCCCAGCUCCAGUCACUCCAUGGACACUGACAAAAUCGCAUCUGUGUUUUACACCAUGAUCAUUCCUAUGUUGAACCCUCUGGUCUACAGCUUGAGGAACAAGGAAGUCAAGAGUGCCUUUACAAAACUUUUGCUGAUAGCAAAAUAG